AUGGCCGCGAUUACGCAAGCUCCUGUUGCUAUUCCUCUCGAUGUUUUCCCCGACGGGCUGAAGACUACCGGCCAGCAUGCGCCGCUGUAUGAUCAUAUCCGGGCAUAUGAGCAGUUCCCCGCGCAGAUCGAGGGUCCAACGGUGUGGAAGGCGGAGGAUUAUCGCGAGCACCCGGAGAAGUGGACACAUCGGUUUUCCGAGAGCGAGAUUGCGGAGUUGAGUGCGACGGCUGAUGCCUUUUUGGUGAAUAAGAUUCCCUUGACGGGUAUUUCGAAGAGCAAUUUCCCUCUUCCGAACCUGUCCACACGUCUCGAAGAACUGCGCAAGGACCUCAUCGAUGGAAAGGGGUUCAUUCUCUUCAAGGGGUUCCCCGUCCAGCAAUGGGGGAACCAUAAGUCCGCGGUGGCGUAUAUGGGUCUGGGCACGUAUUUGGGGUACUUUGUCAGUCAGAACAGUCGCGGCCAUGUCCUAGGUCAUGUGAAGGAUCUGGGUGAGGAUCCCACUCAGAUUGACUCCGUGCGUAUUUACCGCACCAAUGCGAGACAAUUCUUCCAUACUGAUGACUCAGAUAUUGUCGGGUUGUUAUGCAUUGCUCGUGCGCUUGAAGGAGGCGAGUCUGAUAUCGUCUCUUCCCACCAUGUGUACAAUACCCUUGCCAAGGAGCGUCCUGACGUGCUCAAGACCCUCAUUGAGCCCAUCUGGUACUUCGAUCGUAAGGGUGAGACCAGCAAAGGACAGGAGGAGUAUAUCCGAACCAGUGUGAUUUACCUGGAGCAGGGUGAGAAUGCUCGUGUUUACACUAAGUGGGAUCCGUAUUACGUCCGCUCUCUCACUCGCUUCUCUGACGUGGGCAUCAUCCCUCCUCUUACCGCCGCCCAGACCGAGGCCAUGGAAGUCCUCGAGGCCACCUGCAACCGUCUCUCCCUGCACAUGAUCCUGGAGGUCGGCGACAUCCAAUUCCUGUCGAACGCUCAUGUCCUGCACGCACGCACCGCGUACACUGAUCAUGCGCCCCCGGCCCCUCGCAGACAUCUGAUGCGUCUGUGGUUAGCGACGCCCGAGCAUGAGGGUGGCUGGAAGUUGCCCUUCUGGGAUAGUAAUGAGAAGAAGAGGGGUGGGAUUCAGGUUGACGAUCAGGCCCCGGUAGCGCCGUUGGACGCGGAGUAA
Messenger RNA from Aspergillus alliaceus, 1167 nucleotides. Its product is annotated as TauD/TfdA family dioxygenase. Lineage: Eukaryota; Fungi; Ascomycota; Eurotiomycetes; Eurotiales; Aspergillaceae. The coding region runs from base 1 to 1167 and encodes 388 amino acids. Gene Ontology annotation, molecular function: oxidoreductase activity. The transcript has 4 exons. The record is from RefSeq and is a predicted model, not a curated record.